This is a messenger RNA of Rhododendron vialii, 1835 nucleotides long. RefSeq names its product wax ester synthase/diacylglycerol acyltransferase 7-like. Gene Ontology annotation, cellular component: plasma membrane. Gene Ontology annotation, molecular function: long-chain-alcohol O-fatty-acyltransferase activity; diacylglycerol O-acyltransferase activity. The transcript has 5 exons. The record is from RefSeq and is a predicted model, not a curated record. Gene Ontology annotation, biological process: triglyceride biosynthetic process. Bases 80 to 1525 code for a protein of 481 amino acids. NCBI's taxonomy places the organism in Eukaryota, Viridiplantae, Streptophyta, Magnoliopsida, Ericales, Ericaceae.
GGAACAAUAAUCAUGCACCAAUUAUUAUAACUCGGAAAAAGAAGAGAGGCCAGCCAGGUGAAAGAAGAAUAGAGAGACAAUGGAGUACUACUCCGAUGAGAGUGAUAUGCCAGUGAGCCCCAACGGACAAUACUUCAACAGCUCGGUGUUAUCAUUCUGUAUUCUGGGUGUUUGGGAAUUGGAAAUUCCAUUUGAUGACUCACAAUCAUUGACCUUGCUCAAGAAUCUCAUCCUCCCCAUCAAUCCACGCUUUUCCUCCGUCAUGGUUGGAGACAGGAAGGGAGCCCAAAAAUGGAAAAGGGUGGAAGUGAAGCUAGAAGACCAUAUCAACAUCCCUUCUUUCCCUGCCGGAAUGUCGCCAGAAUUUUACGACGAAUACUUUAAUGACUACUUUUCAAAAAUAUCCUUAGAUCGAUUCCCGCAAAACAAACCGUUAUGGGAAGUUCACAUAAUCAAAUACCCUACUAGCAAUGCAGCCGGACACAUAAUUUUUAAGCUUCACCAUGCCCUCGGCGACGGUUACUCUCUAAUGGGAGCUCUUCUUUCUUGCUUACAAAGAGCUGACAAUCCUUCUCUCCCCUUAACAUUUCCUUCUCGUGAAUCUAGCUCGAGAAGAGAUGAAAAAAAUAAUGGGAUUUUUAGGGGUUUGGGUCAUGUUUUCGCUGGCGUUACGAAUACUGUAUUGGAUUUUGGUUCGACCUUUGUCAAAGAUGGGCGAACACCGAUCCGGUCCGGUGAAGAUGGAGUGGAGUUCCGGCCCAACAUAAUAACUACCUUAACGUUUUCUCUUGAUCGCGUCAAACAAAUCAAAGUCAAGCUUGGAGCUACGAUAAACGACGUAAUUACGGGGAUAAUCUUCUUGGGAACUCGAUUGUACAUGCAACAAUCAUCAACCAAGGAUGAUCACGAUAAUCAGCAGCAGGGGAACACAAAUGCCACUGCACUGGUGGUGCUAAACACCAGAGCCCUUCGUGGGUACACGACAAUUGAAGAGAUGGUGAAACCCAAGUCCGAGAUGCCAUGGGGAAACCGCUUCACCUUCUUGCACGUCUCCAUACCUAAGUUAACUGGUGGUGCUACUAAUGAUCAUGCUAAUUUAAACCCACUUAGAUUUGUGAAGAAAGCACAUUCGAUCAUCAAGAGGAAAAGAAACUCUGCUGUUGUUUAUCUCACUGGUUGGAUACUGGAAAUUUUGAGGAAGUUUAGAGGCCCUGAGGUUGCAGCUCAGUACUUUUACAACACGAUGAAGAACUCGAGCAUAGCAAUGUCGAAUUUGAUUGGGCCAGUUGAGAAAAUGGCUUUUGGCAAACACCCCAUUAAAGGAUUAUAUUUUACAUUUAUCGGCAGUCCAAAGAAUCUAGCAAUAACAAUUAUGAGCUAUAUAGGCGAGUUGAGAAUCACCAUCCGGAUGGAAAAGGGCUUCAUGGAUCCACAAAAAUUCAAUUCAUGCAUUCAGAAGGCCUUUGACAUGAUAUUUGAGGCGGCCGUCCAAAAUACUCUACCACCAAAUUCACAGGAUGUUUGAUACAAUCAAACUUUGUGGGAAUAAACCUGGAAUAAAAAAAAGAUGGGAUUGUGUUUUGGUCUUGUGUUUUUUUGGUUUGGUUUGUAUCCUUGUUUUUCUGAUUUGGAGGUGUGUUGUCUGGUGUUAGGUGUCUAGUCUUUGAUGUUGGAAUAAUCUGUCCUGUGUUUUUUGUGGUUUGGUUUGUAUCCUUGUUAUCCUGAUUUGAAGGUGUGUUGUCUGGUGUUGGAUGUCUAGUCAUUAUUGUUGGAAUAAUCUGUUACUUUAGGUGAUAAAACCAAUAAAAUGAGUGCAAUAAAAUUAAUACUCAAAA